ACUAGCGGACCGGGAUCUCUGGAAGUCUGGCAACGUGACGAAGGCUCUCCUGCCAGUGCUCGACGGCUGAGAGCCUUCAUUCCCGGUCGCGGUGCACCUCGAGCCGAUUGCGUUCUGGGUUGAUGAAACAACACUGGACGUCUUUCAUCGAAAUUCGCUGUCACUCGUUAUGCAAUGACGACACUUCAUCUCCCAAACACCGACAUGGCGUCGCGCGAGGGACAUAAUGACUGGCCGCUGCCCGCCCCACCGCACAAGGCUACGCAUCGGUCGCCCAACGUCACUACAUAUGAACUGCCAUCUCCAACCACACAGGCCUCCCUCUAUCACCCUUUGACUCCCCCAGUCACGCCAUUCUUCACAUUCGAUCAACUUCGAUCACUUCAACCGUUGCCAUCGUUUUCCGCCCUCCCAGGACGCGACCACAAGAACGUCCGCCGAAAGAAAUCGUACCCUGACCUUGCUCGACCGUCGUUUGCAUCGCCACAACUUUCGACACCGAGUACGUCAUCGGCAUACUCACUUCCUCCCGCUUCUUCGCAAACUUUUCACCCGACGCGUCUUCCACCACUUCCACUUACGCCCGCGCAUCGCCCCCGCACCAAGCUUCCUUCCCUUUCUUCAACCAUCGACACGCUGCCCUCUACAGCAACGAACGCGUGUUUCCACCGCACUCCGUCGACCCUUCUUGCAGGCAACGCGUUCGCAAACCUUACGCCGUGUGAGCUCGUUCGGUGCAAACUCUAGCGGACAAAGGAAGCGCUCGGUCAGGUUCGAAGGAAAUCCCAACUCUCAAGAUACUGCCCAGUCGUGGAACCCAUCACAGCAGCGCGGUCGAGAAGAUCGCGAUUCAUCAUUUACUUCCAGCUUUUCACUUACGAAGUUCGCAUUUCCGGAGCCUCCAGUCUACACUUGGAUUGGGACGUCAGCGCACUC
Molecule: messenger RNA, 936 nt
Organism: Neohortaea acidophila
Lineage: Eukaryota; Fungi; Ascomycota; Dothideomycetes; Mycosphaerellales; Teratosphaeriaceae
Exons: 3
Coding region: 175-747 (190 amino acids)
Source: RefSeq, a predicted model, not a curated record